Molecule: messenger RNA, 1980 nt
Organism: Capra hircus (goat)
Lineage: Eukaryota; Metazoa; Chordata; Mammalia; Artiodactyla; Bovidae
Product: zinc finger protein 14 homolog
Exons: 4
Coding region: 105-752 (215 amino acids)
Biological process (GO): regulation of DNA-templated transcription
Source: RefSeq, a predicted model, not a curated record
AGCAAACUCCGGGAGAUAGUGAAAGACAAGGGAGCCUGCUGCAGUCCAUAGGGUCACAGAGAGUUGGACGUGGUGACUGAACAACCAGAACAACAACAAAAGCCAUGGCAGCCUGCAUCCAGGAUUUCAAGUUCAAAGAUAUGGUCAUUUACUUCUCUCAGAAAGAGUGGGAAUGCUUGCACUCUGCUCAGAAGAAUUUGUACCAAGAUGUGAUGCUGGAGAAUUAUAACAACCUGAUCUCACUGGGAUUCACCAAUUUUAAGCCAGGUGUGAUCUCCUUAUUGGAGCAGGGAAAGGAGCCCUGGAUGGUUAAGGGCAAGGAGACAGAAGAAUGGUGCCCAGACUGGGAAUCUAGAAGAGAAGCCAAGACUUUAUCUUUAAAGGAGGACAGUUAUGAAAUUCAGUCAUUGCAACUGGAGAUAAUAAAGAGACUUGUAAGCUCUAAUCUUGAGUGUCCUAGAGUCAGAAAUACCAGAGAAAUCAGAUGCCACUUGGAGAGGCUACCAGAAGAACAUUUCAGACAAGCCAUAAUAACUUUUGAAGAAAGAUCCACUUCCAUUCAGCACACAGAUCCUAGAGCACCUCAGACAGCUCCUACUGGAGCAAAAUCCUGUGAAUCCAAGGAAUGUAAGACUUCCAGGUCCCAACCACACCAGAGUCAACAUGAAAGAAGUCAUAAUAAGGAGAAAGACUCUAAAUGUGGAGAAUGUGAGAAAGCCUUUAAUAGUAGGUCAGACUUGAUGAAACAUUAGAGAAUUCAUGAAAGGCAAAAAAAGUAAUGAAAAUAAGGAAGGUGACUUUAUUCGUGACUCUCAGAUGAUGAAAUCUCAGAGCAUUAAUACUGCUGAAACCUUAUAAAUGUAAGAAAUGUGGGAAAGCCUUUCAUUCUACCUCACAACUUAGUAAACACCAAAAGAUUCACAUAGGUGAGAAACCCUUUAAGUGUAUGGAAUGUGGAAAGGCCUUUCCAUAUACCUCACAGCUGAAUUUACAUCAGAGGAUUCAUACCAAUGAGAAAUACUAUGAAUGUAAGGAGUGUGGGAAAGCCUUUACCCAUCCCUCACACCUUCUUCAACAUCAGAGAAUCCAUACUGGUGAGAAACCCCGUAAGUGUAAGGACUGGGGGAAAGCUUUUUGCUGCGACACACAACUUAGUCUUCAUCAGAUAAUUCAUACUGGUGAGAGACGCUAGGAAUGUAAGGAAUGUGGGAAGGUGUACAGUUGUGCCUCACAACUGAACCUACAUCAAAGAAUUCAUACUGGCGAGAAACCUCAUAAAUGUAGAGAAUGUGGGAAAGGUUUUAUUUCCGAUUCACAUCUUGUCCGACAUCAGAGUGUUCAUACAGGGGAGAAACCAUACAAGUGUAAGCAAUGUGGGAAAGCCUUUCGCCGUGGCUCAGAACUUACCAGACAUCAGAGAGCUCACACGGGUGAGAAACCUUAUAAAUGCAAGGAAUGUGAAAUGGCCUUUACUUGUAGCACAGAACUUAUCCGGCAUCAAAAAAUUCACACUGAUGAGAGACCCCAUAAAUGUAAGCAAUGUGGGAAGGCUGUUAUUCGACGAUCAGAACUUACUCGUCACGAGAGAAAUCAUAGUGGUGAAAAACCCUAUGAGUGUAAGGAAUGUGGGAAGGCCUUUGGCCGUGGCUCAGAGCUUAGUUGACACCAGAAAAUUCAUACUGGUGAGAAACCCUAUGAAUGUGAGCAGUGUGGGAAGGCCUUUAUUCGUGGCUCACACCUUAGUCAACAUCAAAGAAUUCAUGCAGGACAGAGGAGUGAGUGAAGACAUGGGAAACCUCAAAAUUUGACAUCUGGGAGAAGGAAAUGGCAACCCACUCCAGUAUUUUUUCCUGGAAAAUUCUACAGACAGAAGAGCCUAGUGGGCUGCAGUCCAUGGUGUCACAUGACCAGAGCAAGCACGCAUGAGGGGUUGGAGGGAGAUGGCUGGUAGCAAUAAACAGGUAGAACUAAAAAUAAAAA